This is a messenger RNA of Ictalurus punctatus (channel catfish), 12020 nucleotides long. RefSeq names its product creb3 regulatory factor (gene crebrf). Bases 331 to 2379 code for a protein of 682 amino acids. NCBI's taxonomy places the organism in Eukaryota, Metazoa, Chordata, Actinopteri, Siluriformes, Ictaluridae. The transcript is spliced from 9 exons. Gene Ontology annotation, molecular function: RNA polymerase II transcription regulatory region sequence-specific DNA binding; DNA-binding transcription factor activity, RNA polymerase II-specific. Gene Ontology annotation, cellular component: nucleus. Gene Ontology annotation, biological process: regulation of transcription by RNA polymerase II; response to unfolded protein. The record is from RefSeq and is a predicted model, not a curated record.
CUUUCCAGGAACCCGUCAGGAAGAAGAUAAACAAAACAAACCAGAGAGAAAGAAGACAGCGUGGAUUUGUGAUGAAAUUUCAUUUAAGUUCUCGUCCAGACGACUCCUGCCGAAGCGUGAAGCCUUUCUUUGACAACUGUAGAUCCUAGUUACACAGAACACAGGGGAGAACACAGCCAUACCCGGACUUGUGGCUAAGGCCUUGUUAUUACAGAACAACUUGGUGGUCACGUUGAUUUUCUGCCAGAGUGUGACAUAAGAACAAAGGAAUCGUGGAACGUGAGGUGGCAGAAAAGUUUCCACCAAGGACCCAGGCAUCUGUUCUCUGCAAUGCCUCUGCCUAGUGUCAGUGGAAUGGAUCCUCCCUUUGGGGAUGCUUUUCAAAACUACACUUUCGCUGACCAGGCACUGACUAGCACUGACCUGUUAGCCAACAGCUCGGACCCAGACUUCAUUUAUGAACUGGACAGAGAUAUGACUUGCCGCCAGAGCCCUGGAAGAGACGUGUUCGGAGUUGAGGACUGCAAGGAUUUUGAAAGCAUGGAGAAUCUUCCAGAACUAAUAGACAAUGACCUGGCCUACAGCUCCAACUUUGAACAGUGGGACACGUAUUGGGAAGACUUGACCAAGUACACUCGCCUCACCAGCUGUGACAUCUGGGGCACUAAGGAGGUUGACUUCCUGGGCUUGGACGAUUUCUCCAGCCCUUACCAGGAUGAGGAAGUCAUAGGCCGUACACCCACCUUGGCCCAGCUCAACAGUGAGGACUCGCAGCCUGUGUGUGACACUUUAUACCUUCCAGAUUCGGUGGCAGGCCAAAAGCAGACUGUUUUUCCUCCACCAGCGGUAGGCAAGACGAUGGGCAGAACCAACGCUUCUGUCACAGGCACCUCCUCCAACCACAGUACACUUCCGGAUUACGCCGAAGGCUCUCAGAAGGCCACGUGGCCAGUGCCCUCAAGCACUGAGACUAUGGCAAAGGCCCAGAUGCAAGGGCCUAGCAGGGUUGGAUCUCCACAACCAGAGAACACGGAUUACGUACGCAAAGCCAAGGUUCGCAUUAGCGUACCACGCAAGACCUUCCUAGAGAGUUGUGCUCAGCAGAUCAGCGUGUCUGUCAGCUCCCCUCUUAUCAAAGAGCAUGAGUCGAGUGCUUCUUUGAUCAGCAAUGCCCAAGCGACCACUAUUGACACUCCAUCUUCUCUGAUUCCCAUGGUUUGCGAGAAAAGAGUGGAACUCUGUAAACGCGAGUCUCCAUGUGGCUCCACUCCAGACGUGGGGUUGUCGAGUGGAAAGCCAUCGAAACUUAACUUCCUCGUGGCUGGCAGCGGUGAAACCUUGCUCACCGUGAGCGCCCUGGGAGCCGACGCCACCGCUGCCGCCGAGAAGAAGAAAGAGGAGGAGCACAACUACUCGCUGUUCCUGACCAGGGCAAGGCUUGCGGGCAAAGCUCCCGCCGACAUGGAGGAAGACGAGGACGAGGAGGAGGAAGAGGAAGACGGUGAGGAGGAAGAGGAAGAGGAGGAGGCAGAGGGGGUGGACUUGGACGACGAAGACCACGACGAAGGGUUUGGCAGCGAGCACGAGCUUUCGGAAAAUGAAGAGGAAGAGGAGGAAGAAGAUGACGAUUAUGAGGGAGACAAGGACGACGACAUCAGCGACGCAUUCUCAGAGCCAGGAUGUGAUGCCGACAUGGUCGAGGACGUUAAAGGUCUGACAGCCGGAAUUUCCAGAAAGAGGGGUAAGCGCCGAUACUUCUGGGAAUACAGCGAGCAGCUCACCCCGUCUAAGCAAGAACGUAUGCUAAAACCUUCCGAGUGGGACCGAGACACCCUUCCCAGCAACAUGUAUCAAAAGAAUGGCCUGCAUCAUGGAAAAUACACACUAAAGAAGUCGCGGCGGACAGACGUAGAGGAUCUCACCCCCAACCCACGGAAGCUGCUUCAGAUCGGGAACGAAUUGCGCAAACUUAACAAGGUGAUUAGUGACCUGACCCCUGUUAGUGAGCUGCCCCUGACUGCUCGCCCUCGCUCUCGGAAGGAGAAAAACAAGUUGGCGUCCAGGGCCUGCAGACUAAAGAAAAAAGCGCAGUAUGAAGCCAACAAGGUCAAGCUGUGGGGUCUUGGCACUGAAUAUGAUCGAUUGCUGUUCGUGAUUAAUACAAUCAAAGAGGAGAUUGUGAACCGAGUUCAAGAUAACUCCAAUAAUAAUGGGACAAGCAUGGCAGAGAAGCUCGAUAAGCUCAUAGAAGAGACACUAGUGCAGCCACCAGUAGCUGGCCAGACUUCAGACUUUGUGAACCAGAUCCUUGAGAAUACAGGCAAGGGUGACCCCACUGGAGGUCUAGUGGGACUGCGUGUGCCCACACUGAAAGUGUAGAGGCAUAUACAGAUAGUAUUCUGAAGCACACUCGAAGCCAUCCACGCCAUUCCUGUCUCACACUGUAACGGCCCAACACUCUGCAUGCCCAUGUCAACAGGAGAUGCUCAAAAUGCUUAAUGUGGAUACAUGCAUAUGAACACCUGUCUUUCUGUGCAUACGUAUGUAUAUGUUCACCUUCCACGCACCUACAGAAAUCUCUGCACUCAGUAGUCUCAGUUUCCUUACCACGUGUGCAUGUGGCUGGUUUAAAAAAAAAAACCAAACAAACCCAAAAACCUCCAUCUGCAAGCCGCCAUUUUGCAAAAUUCAGAAGCCAAUUUAAGAGAUACCUCCCGGAAAGUAUCGUCAAUUUAGACAUGAAGACGCAACUGGUUCCUGCUGUAGCCAUUUUUUCCUUAUGUCCAGCAGAUGCCCCUUUUACUGGAUUCAGAAAGCAGAAAUGUUUUCUUUAGGGAAUAUAGUAACAUUAUGAUCAGUAAUUAAGACUCGUGCAUAGAAAAAAAAAAAAGAAGACGACAUUUUAGAGAGAUUAACUAAUUGUCAUGUAUCACCUGGUCAUGUAAGAAAAAAAAACAACAACAUUUAUCUAAACCUCUGCUUUCCUAUUCUAGUAUUGUGGCAUUCGCAGGAUUGAACAAGUUACACCCUUAUAUGCCAAUUCUGACAAAGCCAAUGCAAACACAAACAUCUGAAUCAUCUAUCUUUAUUGGAAAUCAAGCGAAAGAUCGACAGUAGGCGUAUAAAUUAAGGACAGGGGUUACUGCAUGACAAUUAGGAUAGGACUGGGCUUGAAUGUUCUGUUCCUUUUGUCUUGAUGGUCUCAGGGUGACUAGAGAGAGAUUAUUGACUGACUGGAGCAGAUGGUCCAUUUAAACCUUCCUUAACUGAGAAGAACUAUUAUUUUUUACUGGUGACUCCACCCACUUUGAUCAAAGUGCCCUCGCGUCAGGUGACCCCGGACGUUUUUUUUCCGAGGUCGCAUCGAAGGGGCUCAAAAGUCGAAUCCCCCGACUCGGUCUUGUUCAUAUUUGUACUUUUUAUUAAAAAGUAAGAUUCAUUGUGCCUUGUAGAUGUUGAGGGGAUAGCGAAUCUCACUUGAAAGCAAGUGGACCAUGCUUCAAGGAGAAGAAGAGCUGCAGGGCGCGUCAGACCUGCGGGUUUGUCGUGUAUUUCAGCUCCAUAAAGAUACUCUGAGUGAACGUAGGACAAAAUAUUGAUUUAUGCCACAGAGUCUGUGUUAGGUAUAAAUAAGAGAUGGCUCUGACAAAUAUUCCUUUCCUCUCUCUAUUUUGGUACUUCAUUUAAGUGGAGAAUGGAUGGAUGUGUGUGCUUGUGCGCGUGUGUGUGUGUGUUUUGAGGGGGGUGGGGGAGGGUUUCUUUUAAGACAACUAUUCAUAUAUAUAUAUAUUAAAUACGAAAAAGAGAUUUGCACACUAUAUUCAGAUUGUUUUGUUUUUGUACCAAAGACAUGCAAUGUAAAUUGGCAACUAGCCAGUUUCAGUAAGGUUUUGCACAGCUAUCCUGACACCGUAUUGAAUGUAGGAAAAGAAAAAAAACAACAAAGUUGUAGGGUCAGGGAUUUUCAACGAACUGUGAAAUUUGCUUGGGUCCAAUUAUCUACAGAAAGAAGCAUUCAUUCGCAUCGUCCUAGAGCUCUUGCGCUGUUCUUCAGCUCUCAAGUUGAAGCGUUGCUUUGGAAACCUUUGUACUAGGAUCAAGCGGUUCAGUUUCCCACCAUUGCAAUUUUGUCCAUUAAUGCUUUUAACACUGUAGAGUUGAAGAUGCGUUUUUUUUUUUUUUUUUUUUUUUGGUAAUUGCAUAUGUAUGACGUUAUCAGAGAACCAAAAUGUUCACUUUAAUAUUAAUAUUUUACAAUUAAUAUUCUUUCAAUUUUACGGAGGAGAAUAAGCAUACAACAAAUACAUUAUUUUGCGUAUGUCGUGCGUGUAGUCCGUAAUUCAUGCAUACACGUACUUGUAUUGAUAAAAUGGUACCUUUUCAAUGCGUAUGUUAAUAAGCAUGACACAUUUCUAUAGCUUUAUAUUCAGUGAAUAACCCGGAAAUAAGAAACAACAACAACAACAAAAAUAAGACUUAUUCUCUGUAUUUUUGUAAUGGUUACCUUGAGGUUUUCUGUUUUAAUGUUCUAUGAGCAUAUCAUAAACCUUGUUGGAGAAAAGGCUUUGAUGAAUUUAUCAUCAGCAGCUCAUACUCCAAAAUAUUUCCGACCCGGAUCCAGUCAUAGGCUCUUCCUUGUCCAUGCCUAAAAAAAAAAGAGUGCUUACUUGUACUUUGAGGAAGGAAAGCAUUCUGAGAGAGAGAGAGAGAGAGAAAGAGAGAGAGAGCGAGAGAGCUUUAUAGUUGUACCAUGAUGGCUAGCUGCUGCACCUUCAUACUUAUCCAGUGUGAAAAGCCACUGCACUUCCCAAUGCAGAACUGCAUGUUAUCUGAAAGGAAAAAAAGGAAAAACGACAACAAUAACAAAAAAAAAAACUUGAUUGAUAGUCAUGGUUUGUCUUUGGGUGUUCGUGGAGCUCUUAUUUUUGAUUGAAUAAAAGAAGGGAGAAUAUUUUCCUCUACAUCCCCGAUGAUAUUCAAGCUAAAAAAAAAAAGAAAAAAAAAGUUUCCCACACCAUCGUAGCUCAUAGUUGUUCUCUCUUUUUCUUUUUCUUGUUUGUUUCAUUUGGCAGCGUAGCAGAUUUUGUACAUACCAUUCAUGUUAGAUGCUAUUGUAAUUUGCAGUGUUCUCUUUAUACUUAGAAAUGAGAUAUAUCUUCUAUAUUUAUCUUGUGUAUAUACAAAUAUACUAUAUUACAUGUAAGAUAACUAAAGCACUUUGUCUAGACAAAAAAGAGAAGAGGAAGAGAAGAAGAAAAAAAAAAAAGGAGAAAAAAAGCGCGUUCUUUUCCUUCCAUCUGCUGCUAAAUCGGCCUUGUUUGAAUGCUGCAGUGAGUACUUGACUUUUACCAUCUUUAACCAAGACAGAUUGACAGUGAAGUCUCGAGAGGACAGGCCCACGUGUGACAAGUCAAGUGUCACAAACUCCAUUUGCCUUUAGUAGACAUUUCCUAUGGAAAAGUGCAAAUUCUGUUUUGUGGUGUUCUUCAGGUUGAUGUACAGUAUUGACAUGUUCUCUUUGGGCAUUGCCAGAGGUGAAUAUUGUUAUCAAUAAUUUUUUUUUUUUAUUUUUUUUUAAAGAAGUAAUGAGUACUUAACUGGGGAAUUCUGAGGUGUUUGAGGACGCGUCAGCUCCUUAUUAGUGGCUCAGACAAAAAACUGAAAAAAAAAACCUAUAUCAUUGUACUGUAAGGCAAAUCUCGUUUGCCAUAGGGAAUUAAUCAGACUACAUCCUGUAUGCCUUUCCGAACACCCAUCCAUUCUUGAUAGAAGGCUCUAAAAGCUCUCCUGGGCCUUCGUCGCGCCAUCUUGAACUACAGCUUCGUAGCCUGGCGUUGGCGCUCGAUAGUUACGACCAAUUUGUAAUCAAAAAACCACCAAAAAAUUUUUCUAAAAACAACCAAACACUUGGCAAGUGAUAACGAGUAUGGGGAUUUAAGGUGGAGGUGCAUGUUUUAUAAGUCAGUGGCCUGCUGUAGUAGGAAAGUAUCCGUGUUUGUCUUCGACUCUCGUGUUCUUAUUUCAGGUUCUUGCGUUUGAUGCGACAUUGCGAGUUUAAGUGUUUAACUCGGAGACUCUGUGGCAUUCGAACAGUUAAGGAAAUGGUUGUUAUUCAAAGCCAGUAAUUUAAUUCUUUUCUCUUUUUUUUUUUUUUUUUUUUUCCUGUUGUUUUUUGGUUUUUAAAUCGAAGCAUGAAAAAGAGCUAUCGCAUCAUGUGAGUUUUACAUAUAGUUUAAGUUCGAGUUAAUAUGGGGCCUCUGCUGCAAAUCUGGUUAAUCAAAAGAAGUUUGAAUUUCUGAUCUUCAAAACUUUUUAUUUUAUUAUACAUACUUUAUCUUAAGCUGGGAUAUAUUUAAAAUACCAAUUGUGUAGUUAGAGUACAUAACUUUUUAUUUGAUUUUAUUUUGCAUGUAUUCCUUUAUUGUAUUUGCUUCAUACUCCUCCAACUGAUACUGCUUUUCAAGGUAGAAAUAACGAUCCAACCAGCAAUUUUAUUGUUUUUUGUUUAUUUGAUGUAUUUUUUUUUUGUUUGUUUUUGCAUAUUAUCCUGAAUCUCAUUUACCAUUUCAACUUUAUUAUUGCCAGAUUACAAUCUUAAAACGAGUAAGCUAGCUAUUGAAUCCAAAUUGUGCUUCUAUUUGUUGUCUGCACUAUAUAAAAAAAUUUAAAUGAAUGUUUGUUUUGGGUUGAAGCUGCUUAAUCAUUUUGUAAAAUUGUACAGAAGAUCAGUAAUCAUUCCUUGUUCUGUUUGACGUGUGUGUGUGUGUGUGUGUGUGUGUGUGCGUGUGUGAGCCCACUCCUAACUAAAAUAUUUUUUAUUGUUUAAGUAUUUGCCACUGUAUUUGUACAAAGAACGGCCAGUUGGAAUCCUAGUUGAAAGUUACUGAAACGUUUCUUGCAUAAUUCUCCAAAAUGGCUACAGUACACGUUUUGAGAAAAAAAAAAAAGAGAGAGAGAGCUGUUUGCAUUCACGUGUUUUCCGUUUCAUUUGUAAUUUUGGCAUGCCUAGUUUUCUUUUGUAAAUAUAUGUCCUGAGCAUGUGAGAGACAUUGCUCUAAGUGGUGCAUUUUUGUAUGUCUUUGUAGUAAAACGGGAUGUUGCUUCGGUUCUCAACUUUCCCAGUAAAGAAAUGUUUGCUCCUUUUUUUGUUUUGUUUCGUUUUGUUUUGUUGUUUUUUUUUUCUAAGAAAUUGUAUCUAAUAAUGUUCAGGUUAAGUCUAAAAAUUGUUCCUUCUGGUGGCCAUAAUUUACUAUUAAAAGGAUGAUAAAUGGUUUAGAGCAUUUGACAAACAUUUAUUAUGAGAGGCAGCCUGUCUUACUGUUGCUAAAUAAACAUGCCCAUUCUAGUGUAUUUAACCUAUUGGAUGGUUGUCUGUUAUGUUGUUUUGUCAGUUUGUUUCUGGUGUAAUGACCUUUUUACCGAGCGUUUUUGCUUUUAUUUUGUUACUAAUUAAAAGCCUAAAACAUUGUUGCACAGAAGUAGGUGUGUGAGAUUAGUUGCUUAAACACCAUCGCUUCAAGAGUACUACAGAAUGGCAUUCCUCAAGAUUACGUUUGCUUGUAAAUGUUCUUUUGAAGUUUUUUUUGUUUGUUUGUUUGUUUGUUUGUUUUUUGUAUCGUUUCAUGAAUAUCUGAUUUAUUCGAGCAUGAUGACAAAGUAUGAACGUUGCGCAUGCUGACUUAACUCACUUCAUACAGUACAGAGUAAUCGACCAUCCAAUGAGCCUGUUUUACGGAGAAUCUACAGCCAUGGUUAAAAAGUAUUGGCCGUGAUAUAAAUGUUGUGUUUCGCACAGGUUUGCUGCUUCAGUUGGUGUGGCGUUGAUUCACAUUGUUUGUAGGUUAUCGUGCAGAGUGAUCAGAUGCAUUUUUUUUUUUUUUUUUAAAUAAUUGCAAAAAGUUUGUCAGAAACUUUAAAACUUUAUCAGGAAGAAAAAAAAAAAAAAAACAACACACACUUCAUUGUUUUUUUUGUUUUUUUUAAUUUGGCCCGGUACAAAACGACUAGCUCACAUCAUUUCACUGAUCAUCAGCACGUAGGAAAGUGUACUAGUGAACGAGUACUAGUCAGGUGAAAUCACUCUAUCGUUCUGAUUGGAUUAUAAGAGGACUGCUGUAAAAGGAGGGAAGAAGCGCUUCCCAUCGUUGUGGUGGUGUGUUAGUAAUGGUUACCUCCAAAGAAAGACAUGCAGCCAUCAUCACUUUGCAUCACAAUGGCCUCGCAUGCAAGGAAAUCGCUGCAAAGAAUAUUGCACCUGAAGAAUAUUGCACCACAUUUACCAGAUCAUCAAGAACUUCAAGGAGAGAGGUGAAGAACUGCAGUGAAGAAGGCUUCAAGACGUCCCAGAAUGUCCAGCAAGCGCCAAGACCGUGUCCUCCUGUGGAGUCGGCUACGGAAUCGUGUCACCACCAGUGCAGAGCUUGAUCACUACCGGCAGCAGGUGGGUGUGAGUGCAUCUGCACGCAUAGUGAGGCGAAGACUUUUGGAUAACGGCCUGGUGUCAAGAAGGGCAUCAAAGAAGGCACUUCUCUCGAAGGUAAACAGCAGGAAGUACAAGGAUUGGACAGCAGAAGACCGGGGCGAAGUUAUUUUCUCCGAUGAAGCCCCCUUAUAUCUGUUUGAGACCUCCAGAGAAGAAAAGCUGACCGCUAGCGUGAGUCCUGUCUCGUUCCAACAGUGAAGCAUUCUGAGACCAUCCAUGUGUGUGGCUGCUUUUCAUCCAAGGGACUGGGUUCUCUUCCAAUUCUGCCCAAAAACCCUACCAUGAAUAACGAACGGUAUCAAAACGUCCUCCCAAGAGCAAGUUCUCCCAACGAUCCAGGAGCAAUUCGACGGUGCGUUUUCCCAGCAUGACUGAGCACCAUGUCUCAAGGCAAGAGCGAUAAUGAAUCGUCUCGGAGAUCAUUACGUUUGAAAUUUUGGAUCCGUAUCCACACGACACCCCCGGAUCUUAAUCCCGUAGAGAACCUGUCAGUCCUCAAAAGGCGAUCGGACGAGCAGAAGCCCACAAAUUGUAUUCAAACUCCGAGCAGUAAUAAGGCAAGAAUGGAUCGCCAUCGGUCAGGAUUUGUCCCAGAAGCUGAUAUCCAGUAUUCCUGAUUGAAUUGCAGAACUUAUAAAUAACGAGGGUCAACACUAUAAAUACUAUAAAUGUUUUUGCCCCAAAAAAGCCUUUAAAACUUAUUCAAUGCUUAUCAUUGUUUUCCAGUAUACCAUAGAAACAUGAAAAAAAAAAAAUGCUACAAACAGUGAAGCAGCAAACUUCUGCAAAACACAACGUUUACGUCACUGCCGUUACGUUUGGCCAUGACUGUACUAACCAAUCACGUCACUGACCUUAAAUGAUGAGCACAAAGGGGGAUGUAUUAUAGAUUUCGAUGUAGACGUAAUUCAGUGGCACUCCAGCUGUUUGUGAUUGCAGAAACUUCCAGAUGAAAAAGACCCUCGUUGCACUUGGUUUAACAACUUCUUCAAAUUACAAAAGGAUUUUUGUUUGUUUUUCAAAUGAUGCCUGCAAAAUCAGGUGCCUUAUUCAAACAAAAGGAACUUGAUUUUUAUUGAUGUUUUCUAAGGAAAUCAAGACUCCAGCCCAUUUAUGCCAAGAAUUAAAAUCGAGAUUUUGUUUUCUUUUUAUCGUGUUGAGCUUUCUGUAGAAUGAGAGCUGUUGCUGCUUUGCCUCAGACAGUUUUCAUGUAAAGAUGAAUGUAGUCUUCCUUCAGUGAAGAAUUCAAUAUGUUAAGCUUGUACAUCAUGACUCGUGGAACAUUCUCGUUGAGAGACCGUUCAAAGAGUGCUGCAGUCAUAAUGUAGACUUGUUUUAAAAUGUUAUUGUUAAUAUACACACGUUUUUCUUUUUCUUUCUUUCUUGUUUUGUAGAUGAAUGCACAAGUCUGAACUGUUUUUACCUUCUUUCUUUUUUUUUUUUCUUCCUUUUUCUUGUCCUGUAAUCUUUACUUGCCAUCACACUUCCUGUACUUUCAUUUCUUUUCUCAGCUUGCUGACAGUGAUAUAUGAAGUUGAAAAGAAAAAAAAAAAAAAAAAAAAAAGAGAGAGAAACUUGAUUUUUGUUCUCCAUAAUUCCAGAAUGAUACAUGAGAAGGUCUUGCUGAAAUACGUUUAGCAGACUUGUAGUGGAUUAAAGACUUCCGUAGGGCCCUCCGAGGAGCUUGGAAAGACGAUGUCAGACUUUGUAAGCAUUGUGUCCCCUCACCGAUGUUCAAGAUUACUGUGCCUCUCGAUUCUUCUGGUUGUACUGUUCCUCUGAUUUACCAUGUGUGACUUUACUCGGAACAGUGUUAUUCGUGCACCAACGGAAAUGGCCUUGACCAGUUUACUCUCCAACGAACAGAAAUCCCAGUUUUCCAAAUACAAAUACAACGACACAAGUAGACAUGUCUGAAAUAGAUGGAUCCGAGAUCCUGUUUCGGUGGAUGAGAGGGCAGGAAGCAAGAAGACUGUAUUGUUUUCGCUCAUAUGUUAGUGAAGCAGUUGACGUUCCACGUGUACAAGCUGAAAGCAUGUUUUCCCUGACCGCCUCCGUCGAGACGUGCAGAGUCUUCUCUCUAUAGCCGCAUCGCUUCCCUCCAUGCUUUUGGACGUAAGGAAGCUCUUAAUUUGUGCAAAACAAAAUACGGACUUUGGGUAGGAGUCCCGUGUCGCUGCCCAUUGGUGCUGAAUUUUGAAAAUACAUACUUGAACACCCUCGGUGGUAUGAGAGCUGUGACUUAGCAUCUGUUGUCAGGCUCGUGGACUUUUUUUUUUUUUUUCUUCCCCCCCUCCCCCCCCUUGCAAGAAACUGUGCUGGACAGUGGACAAUUUGACAUCAGCUGGAGCCACUGUAAACACCCGUGCCAAGGCCUCGUCCUCUUUAAAGGAUGACUAUGAUGGGCAUGGACAGAACCUGCGGUCGGGUGGGAGAAGGGUGUGUAAAUGUAGCGGUGGUAGCUCUUCUUGUGUCUGUGUGUGUUUGUUUGUUUGUUUGUUUGUUUGUUUGUUGUUGUUUUUUUACUUUAAGGAGGACAUUGGAGCACUAGUAGGGUCACCUGGACUGUUGGCCCCAGUUUUCUCGACUGUGUCCUGAACACGUUCAGAAGACAACCACACAACCUGAUAAUAACUGAACCCCUGUACUUUUUUUCUGAGCACCACAUUCACACAUCACACUGCAAUGAUUUACAUCUCCUUCCAAACUUUGCCAAAUUUCGAUCGUUCUUGCUAAUUAUCGACCUUCGGCGUAGGGUUUACAAAAAGGUCAAACGAAAACCCGCAGAAAAAAAAAAGACUUGGUUCGUUUCGAAAUCCAUACAACGUUCAAUUUUCAAUUGAAGGAAUCGUCAGCCAUUUGAAGGAGAAGAAGAAAAAAUUUCACAAUUCAUUACCUUGAUGUCAUGCUUCUGAUGUUGUAUGGUAUUCUACUAGAUAAAUUAGCAUGGGAUCUUUUUAAGUAGCUAGUACUGUGUGUGUACUCCCCCCCAAGUGUAAAAUCUCUUUUUGUCACAGUAGGAAGGCUGUAUUUCAUUGCGAAGUGCUCUGUUCUAGAUCUCUUGGUGAUUCUAAAGCAGAAACCUGCAGUGUAUCCUACUGAAACUAACAGUUACUUGAUCCUAUUAGCAAUGUCUAUAUUUGUAGUUCACAUAUAUGCCUGUUCAAAUACAAUAUCUUAACAGUUGUUCUAUUUAUGUUUCAGUGUUGUGCUGGAUUUUUUUUUUUCUUCCUUUCUCACGUUUUUUUUUGUUUUUGUUUUGUUUCUUUCAUUUUUAGAGGCACAACUGGUUGGAAAACAACUCGGUUACUUGAGCAUUGUUAAUGUACAGAUACGAAGUAGACUUAAAAUCCAUUGUGAUGAAUUUUGAACUACUUGUGCUAUUGUGCCUCCUGUUUCUUUCUCAUUUUGUAUUAUCCGUAAUUAUGUCUCUGCAUUGUAUCAGCCCGGAGUUGGUACCACAAUUUUGCUUGUAACCAUGAUAGUCUAAUGCUAUUAUUGAUUUUAAUAUCACAAAUAAAAAUUAGACACAGCCGUA